This is a messenger RNA of Manduca sexta (tobacco hornworm), 2213 nucleotides long. RefSeq lists its product as uncharacterized. The record is from RefSeq and is a predicted model, not a curated record. The coding region runs from base 166 to 1041 and encodes 291 amino acids. NCBI's taxonomy places the organism in Eukaryota, Metazoa, Arthropoda, Insecta, Lepidoptera, Sphingidae. The transcript has 9 exons.
UUUGGCAAGUUAACCCGGCCUUAGGCGAAAAAGAUAGAUUUUUGCGUUUUUUUGCAAAAAGCUGUUGAGGUUUUACACAAAAAUAACAUCAGAAAGUGGUUGUGGAUAUUUUUUGUGAGUUUAGCAUACAUUUCGUACGCCGUGGAGCCCAAUAUUAGCGUGGACAUGUGCACCCCCGAGGCGUGGCGGGGCGGGGGUGUGGCGCGGUCUCCGUCCCACGAGUCGGUCACUACCGACCUGUCGUUGUUCAGCGUGUCUUCCGCCGCAAGUGACGCCAGGGUGCUCCGACUGCUGGCUUGUAAGGCCGGUCAAGGACCAGAUCCAAACCUCAGAGUGGCCAGUCCAAACCCAGACAGUAAACUAGCAAAAGGCGGGUCGCUGCCGCUGCAGGAGGGCGGCGGCGGCGGCGGCGAGGGCGCGGGCGAGGCCGGCGGGCGCGAGGUGCUGGCGGGCUGCGCGGCGCUGUGCGCGGCUCUCGGCCUGCGUCGCUCCUUCAGCGCCGCCGACAUCGCCGACGCGCCGCCGCACCACCCGCCGCGCGGCGCGACGUCGGAGGUGGGUCUGAGCGCGGCGCUGGAGGCGCUGACGCUGAGCGCCGCCUCGCGCUCCUGCAGCACCUGGGUCGCCGUGGGCGGGAGCCAGCUGCCGUCGCCGCAGCGCGUGCAGGCGCCCGCGCCGCGUCCACUGCCCACCGACAACAAGAAGGUGCGUCAGAACUACAUAAAGCGUCGGCUGCUGACCACCUACCGCGCGCUCGAGAGGAUGUCGCAGUCAGACUUCAACCUCGACAGGCUCGAGGCAGCAGCAGUGUCAGCCGUGUCGGGGGCCCCCGGGGCGUCCGGGGGGUCCGGGGCGGACCCCGGGCCCACCACGCUCGCCGUGCCGCACCGACGCGACAGAUAUGUGCAUCCCGAAGCAGCCCAGCUGGCGCUGACAGCUGCAGACCUGGAGCGCGAGCGCGGCCGCCCGCUCUCCAAGUACGAGCGCAACAUGAUGAUCUUCAACUGGCUCCACACCCUCGACGACUCCGCGCCGCUGUAGGCACCACCUGCCACGGUGGAGACUGGCGAGGGCUGCGGGACAAGCUUUUGUCAAGGUCAGAUUGGUAUAGAUCAGGGUUGGAUCUUGCAGUGUAUAGAUAGGUUGAAUUGUCUGAAGCAGUAUGCCAACUUGGAGUACUGGAAAUAUCAUUGGCUCACUAUGACAAGGUUGUAUGUUAUUUAUAUCAAAUAAUUGUAUAUUUUUUCCAGUAAAAAAAUUGAAUAAUCUCGAAUCAUGAAUUAUUGUUGUUUUUACCAACAUUUGCAUCAAUAAAAAUUAACAUGACACCUUUUUAUAGUAAGCCAGCAAUAUUCUAACAGGUCUGUAAGGAAUCAAGGUUGAGAAAACUUGCUCUAGAUUAUACACCAACUAGUAAUGUUGAAUUACACUAUACAGUAGAAACCGGUUAUAACGACUCCGGUUAUAGCGACACAUCGGUUAUAACGACUAAAUAGUAAGGUCUUUUUAAAUGAAUGCAUAUAAAAAGCGUAUCGUUUAUAACGACUAUCGGAUAUAGCGCCCAGAUUCAGUGAUCCCUUCGAUGUCGCUAUAACCGGUUUUCACUGUAAAAUAAGCUGCCUUUCACAAGUAGGCUCACUUCACAAACUAGCCGUAAAUAUGUACAGCUUCCAUGAUCAGGCAUCAAAUUAGCCGCAUAUCAAGCAUGUAGUAGGCAAAAACAUUCCAAUAGUGUUUUGGAGCUGUCCCAUAGUUGUAUGUAAGUGGUACAAGUUAGUGAAGAUGUAUGGUCCUUAGAUAUCAAAAUAUCUGGACAUCGUUCCACAAUAUAGAUCAUUUCAUCCACAAAGGCUUCCCCACUAUUUUCCCUAAUCAAAAGGUGGGGCACGUCCUCUUGGAUGAAAUGAUCUAUACUGGCAUGUUACCUAACUAGAUUAUAAUGAAUAGAUGUUAAUAAUUGUGCCCUAAAAUAUCUGGUCUUUGGAGUAUGGAGUGGCUAAGGAUACUAAAUUUCAUAAUUCAAAUUCAACAUCAUGCUCUUUCAUAUAUAAAGACAAUGACACCGAGGGCUCAGUCUAUUUUUUGGUAUGUUAAAAUCUGUCAUAUUAUGUCAUAGAUUUUGGUGGACAAUUGGAAAGUCUGUGUUUGAUGUCCAUACAAAACACUUCUGUAUGGAGUUGUGAUUGUGUGAAUGAAGUUCUUCCUCUUUUUAU